AUGCUUGGAACACCGUAUUCUUAUCGACUUCGUCGUGUUAAGAGACAUGUAACUUUGCUCUCGGUUCAUCGUUUUGUGCACGGUCUGUUAUUGUUACAGAGAUCGUCUUUGCCUUUGCUGUUAAUUCUUUUAGCUAACGAUGUGGAAUUAAAUCCUGGUCCAGUUAUUUCAUCUGAGCAUCUCGAACACGGUUCAUCCGUCGUAAAUAAUCGAAGCAACACCAUCGCGACUGAACGUAAGACAUUUCGCUGUUUGAGCUGGAAUACGCGAAGUUUGUUUAGUUUACAUAGAACAACUGAUGGAGAAAUGAUAUCAAAUAAUUCAAGUCUUCAAGAUUUUGUAUACUCGGAGCAAAUAGACAUCGUUUUCCUCACUGAAACGUGGCUGUCCGAUAAACACUUUGAUGCAGAAAUUUUACGUCAAGAUUAUAACGUUUUCCGUGUCGACCGUAAAUGUAAAACUGGCGGUGGCGUACUAAUAGCUACAAAAGAGUCUUCUUUUACAUAA
Messenger RNA from Paramuricea clavata, 507 nucleotides. NCBI's taxonomy places the organism in Eukaryota, Metazoa, Cnidaria, Anthozoa, Malacalcyonacea, Plexauridae. The record is from the annotation of a GenBank genome assembly.